Molecule: messenger RNA, 1073 nt
Organism: Eublepharis macularius
Lineage: Eukaryota; Metazoa; Chordata; Lepidosauria; Squamata; Eublepharidae
Product: heterogeneous nuclear ribonucleoprotein C-like
Exons: 7
Coding region: 140-760 (206 amino acids)
Cellular component (GO): nucleus
Molecular function (GO): RNA binding
Source: RefSeq, a predicted model, not a curated record
UACAGCAUUCAGACUUGAGAUCCCUUCUCGAGCAAAAGAGCUGCUGGCAAGCCCGCGUACGCUUACCGAGAUCACCCCAGGCCGGGCAGCAACGAUUCCAGAGUCUGGCGCCAGGCCCCUCGUCUCAUUCUAGGGUGGCAUGACACUUUUUGGCAGCAGGGAAGGGUGCUGGCGAUAUGUAGACAUGGCCCGAGAACCUAAGCUGAGCCAUACCAGGCCUGGUCAGAAGCGGCAGCAUGGCGGAGGCCUCUACCACAGCAGCAGCUGCGAUCUAGACUAUGAAGUCUACAAAGAGGAUUUUCCAUACAGGGUCUACGAAUACCAGAAGAUUCCUCCUCUCAUCAGUCAUAUCCCUGUGAAGACCAAGCGAAGCCACCUAGGGGCUGGGGACAAGAGCGCCCUGGGCCCUCACACAGGGUUGAGAAGCAACAGCAACUCCAUCGCAGGCCGUACAAAGUUGAGAGCAGAGGAGCUACACUCCAUCAAAGGGGAACUAAGUCAGAUCAAAGCCCAGGUGGACAGCUUAUUGGAGAGCCUGGAUCGGAUGGACCAACGACGGGAGCAUCCGACAGGCUCUAAGGAAGGCAAGAAGAAAAACCUGUCCAGUGGCGAGUAUUCAGCAGGGGAUACGUCCCGGAAGAAGGAGAGCGCAGCCAAUGACAGACACACCCCUGUGCAAGAGGUUGACAGUGCUGACGAGAGCACAGACACCGAAGAGGCAGCGCGAAAUCACAUGCUGGAUCAUGAGAGCAACCAGUAAGAGCCCCGGAGUACUGCAACCCCCUGCCCAGCAUCCCUUUUCCUGUGUUUUGUAUUUCUUCCAAUGCCUCCAAGCUAGUGGCGCAUCAGUUACCCAACAGUGAUGGUGCAGAAGAGCAAGGAAUGUGCGUGAUUUCACCAGCACCUUCCUCUGGUCUGGAAGAGAGAGACUCAUACGACAGGUGAAAAGAGAGGAAGCUCUGUGUUCUUUGUUGUGAAAACGUAAAUAUGCCAACCUGGGAGGAGGGUGGGAAGCGCAGGCAAUGAGACUGCACAACUGUAGCUGCCCACCAUUAAACUGAAAUAAAAACAGA